This is a messenger RNA of Rhinolophus ferrumequinum (greater horseshoe bat), 911 nucleotides long. RefSeq names its product zinc finger protein 511 (gene ZNF511). The transcript is spliced from 6 exons. The coding region runs from base 26 to 874 and encodes 282 amino acids. The record is from RefSeq and is a predicted model, not a curated record. Lineage: Eukaryota; Metazoa; Chordata; Mammalia; Chiroptera; Rhinolophidae.
GCGGCAGCGGAAGUGGGGCUGCGUCAUGUCCGGUUCCGCCCCGACCGCCUCGCGGACCGGGGCAGGCCGACCGUGGCUUCGCCGGCGCGUAGAGAUGCAGCUGCCGCCCGCGCUGCACGCCCGCCUCUUGGCGGGACCCGGGGCAACUGAGCCGCUUCCCGUGGAGCGGGACCCCUCGGCCGGGGCCGCCCCCUUCCGCUUUGCGGCGCGUCAGGUGCGCUUCCCGCGGGAGCACGAGUUCUUCGAGGACGGGGACGUGCAGCGACACCUCUACCUCCAGGACGUGCUCACGCAGGUGGCGGGGCCCCCUGAGAGGCCCAGGGUGCCCGAGUUCACCUGUCAGGUGGCGGGCUGCUGCCAGGUGUUCGACGUCCUGGAGGCCUACGAGCACCACUACCAUGCUCUGCACAGAAAUGUGUGCUCCUUUUGCAAGCGGGCCUUCCCCUCGGGACACCUGCUGGACAUCCACAUCCUGGAGUGGCAUGACUCCUUGUUCCAGAUCCUGGCCGAGAGGCAGGACAUGUAUCAGUGCUUGGUGGAAGGCUGCACAGAGAAGUUCAAGACCAGCAAAGACAGGAAGGAUCACCUGGUGAGACGUCACCUCUACCCUGCAGACUUCCGCUUUGAUAAACCAAAGAAAAGCAGGGGCCCAGGCCCACCCGCUGCCCUGCAGGAGCCGGCAGGAGCCUUGGGGGAGGGCGGCUUGCCUUUGGAAGGGGAAGACAUGGAAGUCUGCUCUGAACACACGGCGCCCCCCGCAGAACCCAGGGGUGAGAGGCGGACCCACGGCCACAGGAUCCCUUCGACCGUCUGUUUUGGGCAAGGUGCAGCACGAGGAUUUAAAAGCACCAAGAAAAGAAAUAAACAGCAGUGACGACCGAGACACAAACCCGCAGGCCUGAGAGCAGCCC